Molecule: messenger RNA, 1722 nt
Organism: Eimeria necatrix
Lineage: Eukaryota; Apicomplexa; Conoidasida; Eucoccidiorida; Eimeriidae
Exons: 1
Coding region: 1-1722 (573 amino acids)
Source: RefSeq, a predicted model, not a curated record
AUGAGACGUGUGGCCGCUCCUGUAUUGGUCCUCAUCGCCACCCUGGUGGGAGGUACCAUCGAGGUUCAAGGGAAGAAGGCGCCACCUGCCCCUAAGCAGGCUGAAGUGCCCAGCAAGUCGCCUCCCCCUCCUCCUCAGGAGCCAGCUCUCCCCCUCCACGUCGAGGAGGAGUGUUUCGCUGUUCCCUACAGUGUGGAGAAGACGUGCUACAGAGAUGAGGUUGUCUCGCGCCCCUCCAGUUGUCCUCACCCCACUUCUCACGAGUUCUGCGCUGUCAGCCAGCAGGACGCCACGGGCAAGUGCCACCGCUUGGUAGAGCGCGAGGUCCAGUUCCAGUGCCCCAAGGCGUCGCAGCAAAAGCUCUGCGCCAAGGUGCCCAAGACCGUGAAGAAGAACUGCACGGAGCAGGUUGAGGAGAAGUUCGCCACCAGCUGCCCCAAGCAGAUCAAAGUGCCCAAGUGCGAAAUUGUGGCCAAGCCCGCCAACGGCACGUGCAUUGACUACGAGGCCUACAAGCAGGAGUAUGACUGCUGGGGCAGCGAAACCACCAUGGAAUGCACAGUGGAGAUGAGCGUCACUGCAAACAAGUGCAAAAGAGAGGUCCAGACUCCCGAAGAGUACAGUUACGAGGAGGUUGUGACUGAAAGACACUGCACCAAGCGCAGCGCCAUCGACCACGGCAAAUGCCUCCGCAGCACUGUCACUGAGGAGCAGUACCCCUGCAAUGAGCAGAAGUGGGAGAAGAAGUGCCAAGACGUCAAGAAGGUUGUCCAGGAGCCCUGCGAGAAGCAGGUCAAGGGCCUCGAAACCUACGACUGCAGUGAAAUCAAGACCCAGCAGGUGCCCAAGACAUGCACCCGGCGUGUUCCCCUCAAGGCCAAGGUCGAGAGGUGCGGUGACUACAAGAAGAAGGGAAGACUUCUCGCCGGAAAGAAGGGCAAGUGCAGGAUGGUUGAGGUCGACACUGAGGAAAUCGAAACCUACCCUUGCACUGAAGACGUACACAUCUCCGUGCCCAAAGUCUGCACCCGCGAAGUCGCCCGCACCCAGCAGCACAUGUGCCCCCGCGAGGUCCCCGACGUGCAGUGCGAGAUGGAACUCAAGGAAAUCCCCAAGAACUGUGUCCGCCAGGUGACCCAGGAGGAGGAGGUGCCCUGCUCCGCAGUGCAGCACUUCAACGAGUGCCAGGACGUGCCCCGCAAGGUGCAGCGCAAAGGCUACCGUUUCUCCAGCCGGCAAGAAACCUUCGACUGCCCCCGCCACGAGUUCUUCGAGAAGUGCCACGAGAUCAAGAAGCCCCGCAGAAGCACCUGCUACGCAACUCUCUUCAGGCACAUCGAGAAGCCCUGCGAACACCACGAGUUCGAGGAAGUUUGCAACGACGAGGAACAGACCGUCGACACUCCUUGCAUCGACACCCGGCUCGCCGAAAUCGAAUUCGCAUGCCCCGAACACAUCGAGGAGGAACACUGUGUCAACGUUCCCGCCUACGAGAUGGGCACUUGCACCACUGUUGUGCAGGAAAGCGAGGAGUACCCCUGCCCCAAGCGCGAGCCCAGGAUCCGCUGCAAAAACGUCCGUGGCGAAAGGAUCGGCACUUGCUUCAAGCCUGAGACCACCCGGGUCCCGUACACUUGCUACGAGACCGACUACAAGGAGCAAUGUGUCCAGCUCGCCACCACCGAGGCGCCCCCCCAGAAGGUCAAACCCGCAAAGAAGUAA